This is a messenger RNA of Gastrolobium bilobum, 1901 nucleotides long. Its product is annotated as F-box/LRR-repeat protein At3g26922-like. The transcript is spliced from 4 exons. The record is from RefSeq and is a predicted model, not a curated record. Bases 140 to 1549 code for a protein of 469 amino acids. Gene Ontology annotation, molecular function: protein binding. Lineage: Eukaryota; Viridiplantae; Streptophyta; Magnoliopsida; Fabales; Fabaceae.
AUUAACUCCGAGUGAGUUGUCACUCUACUUUCUCCUUGCAAACUGCAAAGGAGAAGAAACAGUUCCUCUGCUGCUAUUGUUCACCAUUUUCAAUACACCCUGCUUCUUGCUGUAAACUUCAGGGGAUGUGAUUAGAGACAUGGAUGCAAAUUUUUUGAUCAGUAGCAACAACAAGCACCAUAAGAAGCACCAAAGAAGCAUGAACAUAUGUGAUCUACCAGAUGAGAUUCUCCAGGAGAUCAUAUCUAAUCUUUCCACCAAAGAAGCAGUUCAGACCAGUAUAUUAUCCAAAAGAUGGAUCGAUCAAUGGAUGAAUAUCUCGAAAAUCGAGUUGGAAGAAGGAGCACCUGAGAAACGACAAAAAAUUGUAGACUUUGUGGGAAAAUUACUCGUGGUUUGCAGUCCCUCAAAUCUUAAAAAAUUCUCUCUCUUAUUUGAAGUUGGUGCGGAUGCUCCUCUGGUCAAUAGGUGGCUAUGUGGUUUCAUCAAUCCUAACAUUCAAGAAUUAAAUCUUGAUUUUGAAAGAGUUGAGGAAUCACUAGUUUUCCCUAAUCACUUGUUUACGUCUGAAACAUUAAUCAAGUUUCAACUAUGUAUGCAGCAAGUUAUCAAUCUUCCUUCUUUCAUUUGUUUUCGAAGUCUUAGGACUUUGACUUUGAAAGAUGUUAUAUUCCCAGCUACUUGCUCAACGCAAAAUCUUUUCUCUAAUUGCCCUUCCCUAGAGGAGUUGAACCUAACUGAUUGUAAUUGGAUGAAUGUUAGAAAUGUUUGUAUUGCUUGUCCAUUGCUUCAGAGAGUGAUCAUAAGGGAGUGGAAGGAUGACUAUAAAGAUGAUGAUAAUCAUUCGGAUAAUGGUCAGGGUGUUCCAAACUUCUGUCGAAUAGUGAUCAUGGGAACUAACCUGAAAACAUUUUCUUAUGAUGGUGACCUCUUAAAUGAUUAUUUCUUACAUUCCGCAACUUCAGUAGUUAAUGCAAUUGUUCAGGUUCAUCCAGCUGACAAUAAUAACUUGGUCGCUGGUGUUUUUGUGUUCAAACUUCUCAAAGCCGUCCCGAAUGUGCAAAAGCUAUCACUCAACGACAGUGCUGCUGAGGCUCUCUGUCAUUCAUCUUUUCUAAUUGCGAAUCUAUCCCUGUUUUAUAAUUUGGUUGAGCUUCGUGUGGUCUCUGGAGUAUCACCCAUAAAUUUGACAUGUGAAGCACUGCUGACAGUAUUACGAAAGUCACCUAGUCUCGAAACUGUUGAGUUUGUUAUGGGGGUCUCUCUGCCAAGUCUGCCUCGAAAUGAUGCAACGAACAUUAGUCCCUUACCGGCAUGCUUUGGGACACACCUUAAGACGAUCAAGAUACAUGGCUUUUCUGGGAAUGUAGAAGAGUUAAAUGCCAUACGCUUUUUGUUGCGAGCAGCAUCUGUUUUGGAUACAUUAUAUAUUUACCAUAAUGAAUAUGAGUUUGAUUGUCCUGAGGGACCAGAGAGGUUAAACCACUUGUAUGACCUGAUUGAACGCUUUCCUAGAACUUCAGUGGAUUGUGAGGUUGAUUUUGAUUAGAGAUGAAAAUCAAACAAUAGAGAGGGAUGAUAGUGGUCAGUUUUAUUUGUUCAGCUAUUUAAACCCCAUUCCUUGUGGUUUAAUAAAAUGUCUUUAUCUCUUGAAAACAUUAAAACUGUUUGAAUUGGUUAACUUUGUAGUUUCUUGAUAUAGUUUUUAGGAAAAUUUAUAUUUCUUUUUCACCCUUAGUAUCAUAAGGCAGUGUAUAUCUUUUUUUUUUGGGUAGGGAUGCAGUGUAUAUCUUUAAUGAUUGUGCCACGUGACUAUGUCAUGUUGGAGAGCAUCUUCUGUACAUCUGUAAUAGGUACAUCUGCUAUUUAACAAGUGACACUUUAAAAAAAAAUAUUACAUG